This is a messenger RNA of Mytilus californianus (California mussel), 3105 nucleotides long. Its product is annotated as coadhesin-like. The transcript is spliced from 12 exons. The record is from RefSeq and is a predicted model, not a curated record. Bases 33 to 2198 code for a protein of 721 amino acids. Lineage: Eukaryota; Metazoa; Mollusca; Bivalvia; Mytilida; Mytilidae.
CAGGGAGUAAAGUUGAGAGCUAACGUUACAAAAUGAAAUCGAAGUUGUGGUUCAUAUAUUUAGCUGUAGUUUGUCUGAUUUACAAAACCAGUGCAUACAAUUCUUGCAAAGACAUAUACUUGGCCGACAAUCGGAACUCAAAUGGAAAUUACGUCAUCCAUCACAAUGGAAACGCAAUAAACGUUUAUUGUUCAUUUGAAAGUAGCUAUGGCUACACGUACAUCUCUAAGGCAUCCCACAGUUCAACUGUAGAUAUGAGUUUGUUGUUCACCACAAGAGAUUUUGCCAAAAUCCGCCUCAGACAUAGCAAUGGCGAACAAAGAGAGGUUAUCGUCGAAAAUUUGUCUUCUUUCCAAAGUUCGUCAACUUUAUAUUUUGGCUACAACACCCAUACUUCCUAUCAAGGACCACAAAGCCCGAACGCAGCUUUACAACCGUACUUAUUUCUUGGCUUUUUACCUGAGAGUUUAGUAAGAAACUAUGGAACACAAGGAUACCGCGCAGGAGGUAAAGACUUCACUUUCACAAAUUGUGAUGCCAAUCCGAACAGUUAUAUCACAUUUUAUUAUAAUCCGAACAAUGCAUCACCUGGACGGCUGGGCGAUUCUAAUAGUUUCAUGACGGGUUGGAUGGAUGACUCUACAGUGCUGCCAGUGAACAACUAUAUGGAUACUGAUUUCUACUUUGACUGGGAAAUGCACAUGGGUGGAUGUGGUGGAUUCAUGACGUCACAUUAUAUGUCAAACAGCAGAGCGGCACUUGGAUUACCUUUUAGUAUACAACCAUGUGAUGGUGUAAAUUGUCAAAAUGGUGGAAGUUGUGUUGUAUCCGGGUCAUCUGGCACUUGUAGCUGUACCGGAAAUUACUUCGGUGACAGAUGUCAAAAUAUCAACGGUGGUUGGACCGACUGGUCCAGUUGGGAGACCUGUUCUGUUGAAUGUGGAGGGGGAACUCAAUCUAGUGGACGGACUUGUACGAAUCCACAACCCGUUGGAACUGGUGUAACAUGCAGUGGAUUAUCAUCACAGUCAAGGUCAUGUAACACUGAUCCAUGCCCUGUAAAUGGUGUAUGGAGCGAUUGGGAUCCCUUUGGAACCUGUUCAGUCUCAUGUGGGGGUGGAAUCCAUCACUCCUCCCGUCGAUGUAAUAAUCCUGAACCUGCGCACGGAGGACUUGAUUGUAUCGGAGAAGAUUCUAAGUCACAGUCCUGCAGUAUUCAGGGAUGUCCAGUGAAUGGCGAAUGGACAGAAUGGUCCCCAUGGAGUGACUGCCCAGUUACCUGUAGUGGUGAGGAUCUAAUUAGGAGUAGAUCUUGUACCAACCCUUCCCCUGAAAACAACGGGAAAGAUUGCGAAGGAAGCAACUCAGACGUGAUGUCGUGUUACAAGGCAAAAUGUCCAGUGAAUGGAGAAUGGACAGCUUGGUCACCAUGGACAAACUGUCCGGAAACGUGCAAUGAUGAAAUUUUAAAUCGUACCAGAUCCUGCUCAAAUCCGGCUCCUGCAAACGAUGGGACAGAUUGCCAAGGAAUUGAUAAAGAGUUCAUGUCGUGCCACACAGCACAAUGUCCAGUUGAUGGUGGAUGGACAGAAUGGUCAGUCUGGAGUGAAUGUCCAAAUACUUGUAGUGAUGAGGACCUUAUUAGGACUAGAUCCUGUAAAAAUCCUUCUCCAGAAAACGACGGAAAGUCUUGUGAAGGAAGCAACUCGGAAAUAAUGUCAUGUUACACAGCAAAAUGUCCAGUUGAUGGAAACUGGGCAAAUUGGACACCUUGGACCGAGUGUCCAGAAACCUGUAAAGAUGAAAAUAUCAACAGAACACGGUUCUGCUCAAACCCUAUUCCAGAAAACAAUGGCAACGAAUGUAUGGGAAAUAAUACAGAGUGCAUGUCAUGUCACACAGCCAAAUGUCCAGUGUUAGGAGAAUGGACAUCGUGGUCAUCAUGGAGUGAUUGUCCAGAGAGCUGUGACGGAGAGAUAUUGUCAAAGGAGAGAAAUUGUACAAACCCUGUACCGACAAAUGGUGGAAGGUAUUGCAUUGGGAAUGAAACAGACACAUCCUCGUGUGAAACAGUUGGGUGUCCAACCAGAGGCGAAAUUUCACAAAGCAUGGGAAGUGGUUACACUCAAAUGCGCCUCAACUGGAGUCUUAUUGGAAUUCUCACGGCAGUUAUAAUAGUGUUCAGAGGUUUUUCAUAGAUAUAGAUGUAUCCAUCUGCAUAACUGACGUUGGUAGCGUUUCAUUGUGUGAUACGCCCAAUUUAUGAGAAAAAAAUUCUAGAAAAUUGAUGACAUUCUUGUUUUUACUUUCAAUAUAUCUUUAAUUGAUAAUAUAGAUUUUUGGUAAAUUAGUUGAAAAUAUCACUGAAUCAUCGUCUUAAGCUCUGGUCCUUCGGUCAUAAAACUUUACUCAGUACUCGGGAGUACAAAAUUUGUGCUCGAAACAUCAAAUCCAGUACUUUGAUUAGUUGAUUUCUGAGUCUGAGUAAGAUAAUCGUGCUCGAAAGUUUUAUGACCGCAAGGCCUGAUCUAACAAGUGAAGUUACAUGUUUAACAUCGCCACAUUCCGUUUAUGAAUGUCCAAAGUCAGAAGUCCGUAAUUCAGUGGUAGUAGCUUUCAUAUUUUGUUUUUGUUUUAUUGUAUUGUACAUGCCGUUAGUUUUUUCGUAUGAACUGGUUUAUAUUUUGUCAUGUUGGGACCUUUUAUGGCUUAGUAUAUGGUAUGAAUUUUAAUCAUUAUUUAUAUAAGUAUAGUUCCUUGCAUCUAAGCCAUUUGGUAUCUGGUGGAUAGUUAUCUCCUUUCAUCAUACUACAUGUACUCAUUAUCUUCCAAUAGUAUAAAUGUAAUUUCUUAAUCUGUCUGGGUCCAGAUAAAAAUAUCAUAUAGUAGUACUGACUGCAUGUGUAAAUUAUACGAAGUUAUCUUGAUAAUAUAGCUCCAUGUCAGGUUUUGAGGAAAAUAUAUAUUUUUUUCUACUUUUUUAGAUUAUAACAGCGAUUGUACGUCUCUGUUUUUGGACUCUGGAAACUGGUCGCAAUACUGUCAACAAUAAUUGCUCUUCUUAUUAUGUAAAACAGUUACAAAAUAAAAUUUAUAAUAUUCCUA